AUGGCAGAAAACAUGAUGCAAAGGAGGAAAGACAAAGCCAUGGUGAUGAAUGGGGCAGAACAAUUGCUAAGGCCUUAUUUCACACCUGAACAGUACUCUCAGAUCCUAAAGCUACUCAAACAAGACAACACUAGUGAAUCAUCAACUAACAUGGCAGGUAUUGAUGAAGUCUCAGCAAAUAUGGCAGUCACCUUCUUCCCACAUUUUUGCAUGUUCCGGAACCUUUAUAGUGGGAAGGUCAGGGGGAUUGGUAGAGAAAGAGGUGAUCUCUACUUUUUCCCUCAGAAUUAUACUAAGAGGACCACUGCUGAAAAUAACAGCUGGUUUGAAAAUGAUGUAGAUAUAAUUUUAAGGAAUUUCUUCAAUAUGAUACAAACACAGUUUGGGAAAUCUAUGAAAUUGAUUAGAUCAGACAAUGGCGGAGAGUUUGUUAAUGCAAAUUGCUCUCAGAUAUUUCAGAGUUUGGGGAUCAUACAUCAGAGAACUUGUGUGCACACCCCACAGCAAAAUGGGGUGGCUAAAAGAAAACAUAAACAUAUCCUGGAGAUAGCCACGACAAUUAGAUUUCAGGGAGCAAUUUCCUUAAAAUUUUGGGGACAUUAUGUCAUAGCAAUAGCUUACCUGAUAAAUAGAAUGCCAUUUGUGGCUUUACAAGGGAAGUCACCUUAUGAAGUUUUUCACAAAUGGAAACCUAAUCUGCAACAUCUGAGAACAAUAGGAUGCUUGUGUUUUGCAAAGACGCUGAACAAUCAUGAUAAAUUUGCUGCUAGAGCAAUUGUAGCUAUCAUGAUAGGAUAUUCAGAUUCUACAAAAGGAUAUAUUUUGUAUGAUAUAGCCUCUCACACCUUCUUCAUCAACCGAGGUGUUAGCUUUAGAGAAACUAUAUUUCCCUUCAAGUUCAAAAAGGGCAGACCUUCACCAUUGCUUGCUGAUGAUAGUUUAAAUUGUCCAAUAUUGCUUGAUCAAGCUAUGGAUGACAUGGAAGGAGAAGCUGGUUUAGAUGAUCUAGAGAUUGUUCAAUUGGAGAAUGAUGCUUCACCAGUUCCAUCAGCUGGAGUUGAUCAUGAAGUAGAUAUACCUAUCGUUAUAGAUAUCCCACCUACUUCUGAACCAGACACAUGA
Messenger RNA from Nicotiana tabacum (common tobacco), 1122 nucleotides. The record is from RefSeq and is a predicted model, not a curated record. NCBI's taxonomy places the organism in Eukaryota, Viridiplantae, Streptophyta, Magnoliopsida, Solanales, Solanaceae.